UUCUCUCCUCUCCUCUCCUCUCUCUUCUCCCUGUGUCAUCUCUCCUCUCCCUCUGCUCCUUCCUCCUGCCUUAGCAGAACUUAUGUGGCUGGGAUGCGGGCCCUCGGGUGUCAAAACUUUGAAGAUUAAUGGAUUACUUUGUUAAUGACUGCAGGCGUCAGACUGAGGUGCUUAAAUGAUUUGUGAGGUGCGAGGCGUCUUCCCGACAGUCCCAAACAAUGCGCGGAGUGUGCGGGGGAGGCAGAGGGCAGCCGCCGGCGGGACCAGCAGCAGGGCUCACACUCGCACACUCUCACACACGCACACGCAUUCUCAGGCGCACACACCAGGUCCUUGCUGAUCGGAAGGCAGGCAAGCACCCUCGCCCCCACGCACUCCCGGGCCUCCCCACCCACACCCAGAUAUAUGUAUUUUUGCCAUGAAAAAAGUGUAAAUAAAGCCUCUCUGGCCCCCAAUGAGGCGUUCCUUCCCGACUUUUUUGGAUCAAUCAAACAGACAGUGGCUUCUUUUGAUUAAAGCCCAAAUUGUCAUUGGGCAGAAGCAAUCAUGUGACAGCCAAUUCGGUCCAAUUUCAACCUUGUCUCCAUGAAUUCAAUAGUUUAAUAGUAGCGCGGUCCCCAUACGGCUGUAAUCAGUGAAUUAGAAAAAAAACACCCCAGCAGCGAUCUUCUAUGAUAGAUUUUUUUUCCCUCCGCACUCGCCUUUUUCCUGGGCCUCGCCCCCCCAAAGCCCCUCCAGAAGAGGGAACUUUUUCUCCGAGGGGGCUCCAAGGAGAAGGCCAUGAAUUACGAAUUUGAGCGAGAGAUUGGUUUUAUCAAUAGCCAGCCGUCGCUCGCUGAGUGCCUGACAUCUUUUCCCCCUGUCGCUGAUACAUUUCAAAGUUCAUCAAUCAAGACCUCGACGCUUUCACACUCGACACUGAUUCCUCCUCCUUUUGAGCAGACCAUUCCCAGUCUGAACCCGGGCAGUCACCCUCGCCACGGCGCUGGCGGCCGCCCCAAGCCGAGCCCCGCGGGCAGCCGCGGAAGCCCAGUGCCCGCCGGCACCCUGCAGCCGCCCGAGUACCCCUGGAUGAAGGAGAAGAAGGCGGCCAAGAAAACCGCGCUGCCGCCCGCCUCGGCCGCCGCCGCCGCCACCGGCCCUGCCUGCCUCAGCCACAAAGAAUCCCUGGAAAUCGCCGAUGGCAGCGGAGGGGGCUCCAGGCGCCUGAGAACUGCUUACACCAACACGCAGCUUUUAGAGCUGGAAAAAGAAUUUCAUUUCAACAAGUACCUUUGCAGACCCCGAAGGGUGGAAAUUGCAGCGCUGCUGGAUUUGACUGAAAGACAAGUGAAAGUGUGGUUUCAGAACCGGAGGAUGAAGCACAAGAGGCAGACCCAGUGCAAGGAGAACCAAAACAGCGAAGGGAAAUUUAAAAGCCUGGAAGACUCUGAGAAAGUGGACGAGGACGAGGAAGAGAAGUCGCUCUUUGAGCAAGCCCUCAGCGUCUCCGGGGCCCUUCUGGAGAGGGAAGGUUACACUUUUCAGCAAAAUGCCCUCUCUCAGCAGCAGGCUCCCAAUGGACACAAUGGCGACUCCCAAAGUUUCCCAGUUUCGCCUUUAACCAGCAAUGAGAAAAAUCUGAAACAUUUUCAGCACCAGUCACCCACUGUUCCUAACUGCUUGUCAACAAUGGGCCAGAACUGUGGCUCUGGCCUAAACAAUGACAGUCCCGAGGCCCUCGAGGUCCCCUCUUUGCAGGACUUUAACGUUUUUUCCACAGAUUCCUGCCUGCAGCUUUCAGAUGCAGUCUCGCCCAGUUUGCCAGGUUCCCUCGACAGUCCCGUAGAUAUUUCAGCUGACAGCUUUGACUUUUUUACAGACACACUCACCACAAUCGACCUGCAGCAUCUGAAUUACUAAAAACAUUAAAGCAAAACAAAGCAUCAC
Messenger RNA from Rhinolophus ferrumequinum (greater horseshoe bat), 1929 nucleotides. RefSeq names its product homeobox A2 (gene HOXA2). The transcript has 2 exons. The coding region runs from base 781 to 1902 and encodes 373 amino acids. Gene Ontology annotation, biological process: regulation of DNA-templated transcription. Lineage: Eukaryota; Metazoa; Chordata; Mammalia; Chiroptera; Rhinolophidae. The record is from RefSeq and is a predicted model, not a curated record. Gene Ontology annotation, molecular function: DNA-binding transcription factor activity, RNA polymerase II-specific; DNA binding.